GGAACCCAACACGUUUACUGGGUUCUUUCGAACCCAGGAUGCCGCCUGGUUUCGUUCGAACCCAGGAGGACGAACCCAGGAAGCCAGGCGUCUUCCUGGGUUUGAACGAACCCAGGAGGAUGCCUGGGUUCGUCCUCCUGGGUUCAAACGAACCCAAGAGCAAAAAGCUAGGCAAGAUGAGGAACUGGGAACUGGGGAAUGGGAAGAACGGGGGAGAAGAGUUUCAAGAUUUGCAGGAGGUGAUGAGGGACAAAAUAGAGGAAUACACACAGGAAAUCAAAAAAGCUGGAAGAAUUGGUUGCUUUGUUAAACAAGCAAAAGUGGGAGGGAUAGCACCAUUACCAACCACUACAAGAAAACCGAGCUUCACCGACCACAUAUCACCGAGUUCCAACUUGAUGCUCGUCGGUGAUUGUCCAGUGAACGGGAAUCCUGAUGCAACGCAGAGAUGAGCAGCUUUAGACUGUAGCAAUGUGGGUUUCGUCGGUAAGCUUCCCUAUGCCCUGCCGAUCCGCCCUUCUGCUUUCAUUUUGGUCUUUCUCCUUUCAUUUUCAUUUUCCUCUUUGUCCCGAGUUGCUCUUGCUCCCCUUUCCUCCAUUCUUCCAUUUGAAGCAGUUUAACACAUUUUUCUUGUUGCAAUCUAGUAGAUCAAGCAGUGGUAAGUAAAAUUUAAGUAGUAUU
Rubroshorea leprosula is the source of this 681-nucleotide messenger RNA. The record is from the annotation of a GenBank genome assembly. Lineage: Eukaryota; Viridiplantae; Streptophyta; Magnoliopsida; Malvales; Dipterocarpaceae.